AUGCACCAUAGCUACGAGAAUGCUCUUGAAUUAUUGGAUGCGCGGCGCCGAAAAGCUCGACCAAAAGCUCCUAUAGAGACCACAGAAUCGCAGGCUGCAGCGACUCCUAGCGGUAAAAAAACUACAAGGGGUGUCCCCAGCCUGGUCGGCAUGGAUGAGUGGUUGCGGGCUUUGGGACACUCGGAACUUGACGUUGACCGGCUGAACAUAAUUCAUAUAGCUGGUACGAAAGGUAAAGGUAGUACCUGCGCUUUUACCAGUUGUCUGCUUCGAUCUCAUGGUUUGAGAACGGGAUUUCCGAAGAGCGUCGGAUUAUAUACCUCCCCUGAUCUACAAUGUAUCAGGGAGAGAAUACAGAUCGACAAUCAACCAAUAACGGAAGCUCUUUUCACACAAUAUUUUUUCGAGAUCUGGGAAGCCCUUUUAUACGCGGAGGUCGAACGACAGCCCCGUUAUCUGCAGCUUCUUGCUUUAUUGGCUUUCCAUACAUUCAUUAGGGAAGGUGUCGACGCAGCAGUAUUUGAAACACACCAUGGCGGAGAGUAUGAUGCUACGAACGUGAUCCGAAGGCCCAUUGCGACUGGAAUCACAUCUCUGGGGAUGGACCACGUUGAACAACUUGGGCCCACACUUGAAGAUAUCGCUUGGCACAAAGCGGGAAUAUUCAAAGCCGGAACACCUGCAUUCUCCGUAACACAGGAACGUAAUGUUGUUGAGAUUUUGCGCAGCCGUGCCGCGGAAAAAAAGACGGAUUUGAUGUUUGUUUCAAUGAACAGCUCUCUCCCUGUCAAUGAUAGGGUCCUGGGUGUCCCGGUCCAGCGAUUGAAUUGCUCUCUCGCCCUUGAGCUAGCAAGGUCUUUUGUGCACAGCAAGACACCUGAUCACAUCUUAGAGUCCAAGGACAUUUCGAGUGGCGUUGAGAGUUUUUCAUGGAUUGGGAGAUUUGAAGUUAUAUUAGAUGGAACAAUACGAUGGUUCUUGGAUGGUGCCCACAACACAUUGAGUCUCACGCAGGCGGCGGAAUGGUUUUCUUCAUACUCUUCAGCCACACAAAAGUAUGAGCGUGAUGGAGUAGCUCUAGUGGAAUGCCUGGCUCGUUCACUUUCAAAACAUAACGCAAGACCAGACUAUGUCAUCUUCACUACAUACCAGGAAAGAGAGGAUGGAUCUACACGAAUAGACAAAACCUUGAAAGUGCCCGAGAUUCCGUUUCCUGACUUUUGCACUAUAUACUCUUCACUCUGGGUUGAACUUGAACCCAAAGCUGCAGUCUCAACCGAGCCAAAUAUCGAGGGGGCAAUUAGGUUUGCAAAGCAGUUAGGCGCGCAGCGAGAUGGAAUGGAGGUCCUUGUGACGGGAAGCUUGCAUCUGGUUGGGGGGGCACUUACCUUUUUGCGGCCGUAA
Penicillium verhagenii is the source of this 1404-nucleotide messenger RNA. RefSeq names its product Mur ligase C-terminal. Bases 1 to 1404 code for a protein of 467 amino acids. Gene Ontology annotation, molecular function: ATP binding; tetrahydrofolylpolyglutamate synthase activity. NCBI's taxonomy places the organism in Eukaryota, Fungi, Ascomycota, Eurotiomycetes, Eurotiales, Aspergillaceae. Gene Ontology annotation, biological process: tetrahydrofolylpolyglutamate biosynthetic process. Gene Ontology annotation, cellular component: cytoplasm; mitochondrion; cytosol. The transcript is spliced from 5 exons. The record is from RefSeq and is a predicted model, not a curated record.